Camellia sinensis is the source of this 801-nucleotide messenger RNA. The record is from RefSeq and is a predicted model, not a curated record. Lineage: Eukaryota; Viridiplantae; Streptophyta; Magnoliopsida; Ericales; Theaceae.
AUGAAGCUUAAAGAUGAAUUUCCGAGACUGUUGAGUUUGUCUACUGAAAAGGAGGUCUCCCUGGAAUGUGUUGUACAGAGAAAGGAGGGUGUAGGGGGCUGGCAUUUAAAUUUCAGAAGGUCUCUAAGGUCAUGGGAAGAAGUUGAGGUUGUUAGAUUAUAUACGUUGCUUGCUGAGGUACCACCUCUGAGACCAACCAUCCCAGACUCUCUUAGGUGGCUGAGGUCUUCUUCUGGGAAGUUCACAGUUGCUGCAGUAAGAAAGUGGUUGGCUGCUCAUCAUGGGCCGAAGUUGAUGAUCCCUACACUUCUAUGGGGUAAUGUGGCCCCUCCCAAAGUUCAAUUUCUGGGCUGGUUGAUCUGGAAGGGUCGAGUUAAAACCACUGAUUUUUUGCAAAGGAUUGGUGUUCUUAACAGCAGUGUAAGUAAUGUUUGCCCUUUUUGCAAAGCUGAACCUGAAUCUUUGAACCAUAUAUUUCUGAUGUGCAGGGGCAUUUGGGAGUCUUGGACUGAAUUGUUAAAUUGGUGGGAUGUGAAAUGGGUAUUACCUACUGCAGUAGUAGAUUUGCUCCAUUGGUGGAUGGGUUUUAAAGGUAAAAAGAUUAUUAUGAACAUUUGGAAUUUAGUACCAAUGGCUAUGUUCUGGUAUAUUUGGAAGAUAAGGAAUGAUUGUAUUUUCAAUGGGGGUCAGCCUAACCUAAAGGAGCUGAGUGAAUCUGUCAAGUGGAGAGUGGCUCUAUGGGCCAAAUCCAAUCUUCCAGCCUUAGUCACUAGUUCUAUUUGCUCUGCUGCUGGAAUCUGA